UUUAUUUGUUAAUAUCUCUGUUGUAUUGUAGUUUAUGUCAGUAGAAUAAUUAUAAAACAUGUAUAACAGUCAUGAAGGGAAGAUGCUCCUCAGUUCUUCACCUUGAAAACGUAUAUAUGGAUGUGAUUCUGCAUCGUUUUCCUAGAGGGAGCUCUUUUCAGUUCUCAAACUUUCUCUCUCCUCCAAGAUUUGGGGCAAAAAGAGUCUGGAAACAUUUUGCACCCUCUUGCACAGAUGCUUGCAAGGCAUUCAUUCCUUUAGCACACAGACGCACACACACACAUCCGAGCAACACAAACUCAUGCACACUCAUAGAAAGAAUGGUCUCCUUGGCUCCCCAGGUACUUUUUGGCUUGGAGCGAUCUGAUCCAAACACUUGCAGAUGCACAGCACUGACAGUGGACCUCACUUACAAACAGGCAUUCAUUUACACACAAAUACACAAUUAAAUUUGUGAUGUCAGUUUUUAAUUAUAACUAAAAUCUCUAGUUCUUUAUCAUCUCCUGUGUUUUGUCAUUUUAGUCUGUAUGUGUUCUGUAAACCUUUCCACCAAAGGCUGAGGGUUUGAGCGGGCUCAUUACCGAGGGCUCAGGGGGGGAAAGCAUAAGUGAGAGAAGAUUAUGGAGGAGGUCGGCUGUCUGGGAUUUGGUCAGUGUUUGAGGAGGAGGAAUCUAUCAGACAGUGGGCAAACAUCACUGGUAGCUCGUCCCACAUAAACACACACACUUGUGCAAAGACACACAGAAACACACACCCACACAGGUAAGGAGGGUUUCACCGGGAGUUUAGGACAAACCUGCGCCUGUUCGAUACCUGCUCACCAAACAGGACUUCCUCACCACCUGGAGUGAUGGCGUUCCCGUCCUGCCUCAUGUUGAUGCUGCUGUUUGGCUUUGAAUCCUUGGAGGCCACCUUAGUUGACGAAUCAGACUAUGGAGGCGUUCCUCUGUGGAUUAACCGCCUCCUGGGCGAACCGAGUGUGCUGAGUCUGCAGGGGCGGAUGGACCGCGACUGGUUUCGAGCAAGCAACCCACAGGCUUGUCCAGAUCAGUGUGACUGUCCCAUCCAGUGGCCCACAUCUGUGUACUGUGACCACAGAGGUCUCGAGCACGUUCCUGGAAACCUUCCAGAGACCACUCAGUACUUGUUUUUACAAGGUAACAACAUCUCUUCCAUGUCCUCCUCUGACCUGGCCAACACCACUGGUCUGCGCUGGCUCAUCCUGGACAACAACCAGCUGCACAGCGAGGAGCUGGAGAUGACGUUUUUACAGAACCAGACCCAUUUGCACAAUUUCUUUGCCAAUCACAACCACUUGAGCUCAGUUCCCGAUUCUCUACCAGCUGGACUCAAACAGCUGAGACUGGCUCACAACCGCAUCAGCAGCAUCCGCCCAGGAGCUUUCCAGAACCUGAAGAACUUAACGCUGCUGCUGCUGCAGGGGAACAGGCUGCAGAUCAUCGCAGAGGGAGACCUCAAAGGUCUCAUUCGUCUAAACCUGCUAGAUCUGAGUGGAAAUUUGUUCUCUGGUGUCCCUCGCCACUUACCUCCGUCUGUCCAGCAGCUCUACCUGUCAAACAACUCUUUCUUGGAUCUGGCGGAGGACAGCUUUGUGGACUUUGACAACCUUAAGUAUCUCCGUCUCAGUCGCUGUGGCCUGAAAAGCCGUGGUGUUCCCUCGCAGGUCUUUAACUCCUCCAGCCUGGUGGAGCUGGACCUGUCCUACAACAAACUGACCAGCAUCCCCGUCGUCCCCAUCACCCUGCAGUACCUCUACCUGGAGGCUAACCAAAUUCAAGAGUUCAAUCUGACGAGUUUCUGCAGAGAAACGGGACCUCUGUCGUACUCCAGGUUGAAGUUCCUUAGACUGGAUGGGAAUACGCUGACUUACAACCAGCUUCCUCAAGACUGGGUCUACUGCCUGCGGGUGAUUCAGCGCAUUUACAUAUGACUCAGUGUUCCGCUGCAAGUUCAUCUGGUGCUAUAAAGAGGAGCUUUGUUACUCACCUCAGCUUUUCUGAACUACUUAAGAAUAAAAGUGGAAACUACAA
Molecule: messenger RNA, 2051 nt
Organism: Oryzias melastigma (Indian medaka)
Lineage: Eukaryota; Metazoa; Chordata; Actinopteri; Beloniformes; Adrianichthyidae
Exons: 5
Coding region: 851-1951 (366 amino acids)
Molecular function (GO): protein binding
Source: RefSeq, a predicted model, not a curated record